Molecule: messenger RNA, 532 nt
Organism: Thalassophryne amazonica
Lineage: Eukaryota; Metazoa; Chordata; Actinopteri; Batrachoidiformes; Batrachoididae
Gene: atp6v0e2
Product: ATPase H+ transporting V0 subunit e2
Exons: 4
Coding region: 111-356 (81 amino acids)
Biological process (GO): proton transmembrane transport
Cellular component (GO): proton-transporting V-type ATPase, V0 domain
Molecular function (GO): proton-transporting ATPase activity, rotational mechanism
Source: RefSeq, a predicted model, not a curated record
GGAGCAGUGCGGAAGUGACGGGCUGGCUCAGCAGCCAUUGAUGCGUUUUAUUUUUCACGGAUAGAAUUCGUCCUGAAUUAAUAUAUUUGCGGUUGUGUGCGGCUGAAAUCAUGGUGUCUCACUCUUUGGCCCUGCCGAUGAUUUGCUUCACUACAUUAUGGGCGCUGGUGGGGGUCGUGGGACCGUUUUUGGUGCCCAAAGGACCAAACCGGGGUGUGAUUGUCACCAGUCUGAUCCUCACAGCCAUCUGCUGCUACCUGUUUUGGUUGAUAGCCAUUCUGGCUCAGGCUAACCCACUUUUUGGUCCUCAGCUGAAGAAUGAGACUAUCUGGUAUCUACGUUACUUCUGGGAGUAAACGAAGACUGUAUGAUGUCACACCUCAUCAUUCCUGCCCCUCAACUUUCCUCUUAACUCAGAUCCAGUAAAUCCCCAACGGGAACCCGGACACAGUCUGCAGACUGACGGGAACUCGGGCUGCUGCACUUUGAAGCUCAGAAAUCAGUUCUGUUUUUAUUUGUAACUUUGGGACAU